AUGAGGAGCAGUUAUCAACCAGUGUCAACUACAAACUUUGAACAUGAAAAUGCUAUACCUACUGCGUCGUCGUCCCAUAAUCUGUUGAUGAGCCAGCGUUUUGAUGAUUCUCCUCCUAGUUCUAACGACAACAGUAUAGAAACUAAUAUAACGCCUCCACCUGAACCACCUUCUUAUGAAUUUGAUAUAGAGGACCCUCACGAUGAUCUUCACAAAAGAACACAUCUACAGAGGGUUUCAAUUGGGUUUCAGGAAAAAAUUUUGGAACCCUUAAUGGAAAACAUCAUUCAUCCACUCUUACAAAUAUCAAAAUUCGUUCCAGACAAAGCUGACUAUUACUUAAGUAAAAUCGGAAAUCCCUUUAUACUUCGAAGGUUCUUUUACAUCAUUUUCAUGUCAUUUAUUGCAUAUUAUGUCUUGUCAAGUGGCUACUUAUUCAACGAAAAGGCAUCAGGAUCUAAAGGGAUGUUUUCUCAACACGAUAUACUUUUUGAAUAUGCCAAAAAAUCCGUGGAUUUGGCAAAGUUUGAGAGAGAUUUGGAAUAUAUUAGUAGCAUGCCUCAUGGAUCCGGAACGAAGGGUGAUGCAGCUAUUUAUCGAUACAUUCAGGAAUCUUUUGACAACAAUGGGUUGAAAUUGGUUAAAGAAAUGGGAUACUCAGUUUAUUCUAAUUAUCCAGGCAAUGUAUCAAUUUCAUAUUAUGAUAACAAGAAUGAAAAGCAUGAUCUAGAACUUUCUAAAGAAAAUUUCAAUCCGUUGAGUUCUAACGGGAAAUUAUCCAAAGUGAGCUUGAUUUAUGGAGGCAAAGGUACAACAUACGAUUUACAACAUUUAAAAGAUUCGAAAACGAUAGAAGAUGGGAAGGACUAUGUGCUUUUACUGCAAUAUGAUAAAUUAGUGAGUCAGCAAGUACUAAUUGCUGAGAAAUUCGGAGCUAAAGCUGUAAUCUUCAUAUCUGAGCCAUAUGGUGAGAAUAUAGACGUUGUUCAAUCUAAGCCUGUAGGAUUGCCCCAAUAUUCGACUGGUGAUGCAUCAGGAUUGAAUUGGGAUGGUUCUCCUGUAGAAGAAAAGGAUCAUAAAUUUUGGCGUCAAACUCAUAUUCCAACUAUCCCAAUCUCCACGAGACAAGGAAAAGAGCUACUAUCGCGUUUAUCUUCAGGAGGAGUAACGGUUGAUGAUGGUAAUAGUGAUCGUAGUAACAGUGGGAAAAUGGGAGACGUAUUGAUCGAUGUAGAUCUGCAAACUAAUGUUAGGGAAAAGCAUUUUAUUCCUAAUAUUGUUGGUAAAAUUGAAGGGAGAGAACAAUCAGACAAAGCUAUAAUAAUUGCUGCAUCGAGAAAUUCCAUCAAUUUUGGAACUACUUAUCCCAAUUUUGGUACAGCUGCAUUAUUAUCUAUAGUUCAAUUAUUCCAAGAGGUGAAAUAUAAGUUUGGUUGGAAACCUUUGAGAAAUAUCUAUUUCAUCUCAUUCGGUGGUACCGAAUUUAAUUAUGCUGGAUCUUCGGAGCUGGUUGAGCAAAGGCUAACGCCAUUAAAAGACGAAAUUUAUUCUUUGAUUGAUAUUAGUCAACUGGGUAUACCCUUUGCCGAAAAAUAUGAGAACGGUAAAACUAGAGGAGAAUUAAGCAUUGAGACACAUCCCUUAUUGAAGAAGUUUUUCAAUAGAAACGCGCAUGGAAACUUUGAUAUAUCUGUGGAUAAUGUACAGCACUAUGGUGACUGGACUCCAUUUCUGGCAAAUGGAAUUCCUGUAUCUGUAAUAUCUUCUGAUUCUACGAGAAACCGUGACACCCCAACUGAAACAUCUGAGGAUAAAUUUGAACGUGUUGAGAAGAUUCUGGAAGACGAACAGAACCAACAAUCUGUCAAGGAUUUGCUAGUAUAUCUUUUACAUAUUAGUAUGGAAUUGAUUGAUGACCCGCUACUUCAUUUUGACAUAAUAAGCUAUGUUGAAGAUAUCGAUGAAAGAUUGCAAAGGUUAGAGCAAGCAUACCCUGAAAAACUAAACUUCACAUCAAUAAUCAAAGGUUUGUUAUUUUGGAAGAAAAUCGGUAGCGAAUGGGCGUCAUGGACUCAAGGUUGGGAGAACAUAGUAUGGUCGCAUGGGGAUGGUAUAGAGCCCUCCUUACUUUCAAUUAAUAGGUGGACAUGGAAUAAAAAAUUGACUAAUAUUGGUAGAAGAACAUGCUCUCCGGCGGGUCUACCUAAUAGAUCAUUUUAUAAGAACGUUUUGUUCGGACCAACAUUGAUACAGGAGGAUAAAUCUAAAAAUGGUGGAAAUGUAGAUUUCUGGACAUUUCCAGGAGUGAUGGAUGCGAUUUACGAUGAUGACUGGAAGAGGGCUCAAGAACAAAUUGACCUUAUUGGCAAAGUACUCCAUCAGUCUGCUGCAUUGUUUGUCGAAGAGACUAAUGACAUCGGGUAUAAAUAA
Messenger RNA from Saccharomyces cerevisiae S288C, 2430 nucleotides. RefSeq names its product putative zinc metalloprotease (gene TRE2). NCBI's taxonomy places the organism in Eukaryota, Fungi, Ascomycota, Saccharomycetes, Saccharomycetales, Saccharomycetaceae. The record is from RefSeq and is marked reviewed. Gene Ontology annotation, cellular component: membrane. The transcript has a single exon. Bases 1 to 2430 code for a protein of 809 amino acids.